CACUGAUGGUAUUCCAUUUUGUGUGCGUUGGCUGAUGGUUAGAAGGGUCUUGGAUUGGCAGCUUCUCUUUGUCUCCGUUGAUUUUUGAGACAUGUGUGCGAUAGAUGAAUGCUAAGUAAAAGAUUCGUCGGUGUGUGCCAAGAGUUCAGCGAGGUCAACCCCCCAAAAAAAGCAAAAUGUCAGCUAAAAUGCUAGUGUCAAUGUAACAUUGUGAUAGCAAGUUUCGUAUGCUUGUGCUUCUAAAUCCAAACAUCAUACUUGUUUCGGAUGCAGUGCGACCAGCUGCUUUGUCAUCUCUCAAAUUCAAGGAUUUUCGUUUAUUCUUUAUUCCCUAUCAUCAAACAGCAUCAGCUGUAUUGAAGGCCUAAAGCAGUACGCACUAUCGAGGAAGUGGAUCAGUGAGAGGUGACUGAAGUGGCUGGCACGGGCAAGCAUUACCUCCUCUUAUUUGAGCUGUUAUAUUAUGUAAGUCUGUGUAUUAUUACAAUUACAACAUUUACCAUAAAGAUGGUAAGGCCAUUGGUGCGUAGCUGUGUAUAAUAUCGAACGAAAACGGAAUACUGGAAAACAGCAGAAAAUUUGACAGCUCGAUUUUGAACUGUACCACCAAUUGACGAACAUCAACAAAGCAAGAAAUAGCAAUCACUCGUGCACUAAUACACAGUGCAAAACGGAGUUCCUCCUGUCGACAACUGAAAGCCGCGAAAACGUGGAAUCGCGGCGCAAAACACCGUGGGGGUGGUAGCGGAGCCAUUGAAGGAAAUUGCGAGGGAAGGCUCCGCCGGUCAGAGACAUCCACAGUGAAAACAGCAACAAGCAGUAAACGUCCAGCUUCAUCAGCAAAAAUGUCAUCCAGCUGUUGUGGGACAAAAAAGCAAAAACUCAACGGGAGUUACUCAAAUACCAAUGGGCACUGCUCAGGUGAAGGGAAUCGCGGAGGUAGUGGGAAUGGGCCGCUAACUAAUGGUCACAAUGGAUACCUCACUAAUGGCCAUUUGAACGACGCGAGUCUAUCAAUGGCUAGUUCAAUGCCAGAAAUGUGUUUUUAUUGCUUUGAGGUGCUCUAUCGGGAGUUGCACAACCUUGAGGAACCUCAUGCGCCGUCCUUUACCAAUGAUCCUUACCCGUUAUUUGUUACUUGGAAAAUCGGGAAAGACAAGCGUUUGCGUGGAUGUAUCGGCACAUUUAGUGCAAUGCGUUUACACUCAGGUCUUCGAGAAUACGCAAUAACAAGUGCUUUAAAGGAUUCACGCUUCUCGCCUAUUACAAGAGACGAGAUCCAAAGACUGACCGUUUCGGUGUCGAUUCUACAGGGCUUCGAGGAAGCACGUGGAUAUUUGGAUUGGAAGCUUGGCGUGCACGGUAUUCGAAUAGAAUUUUACAACGAACGGGGCUCGAAACGGACUGCCACAUACCUACCGCAGGUAGCCACCGAACAAGGUUGGGACCAAACGCAAACGAUUGAUUCACUGCUGCGUAAGGGUGGCUAUCGAGCAUCGAUUACUCCGGAAAUGCGUCGUUCGAUAAAGUUGACUCGUUAUACGUCACAAGAGUGCCACAUGACCUACGGCGAGUAUCGCGACCUGCUGGAAAGACAAUCGCAGUAUAACCAACCUGGUAAAGUGCAAUGCUAACAACACGUCUUUUAUCUGCCUCCACCACGACCACCACCGCAACUUCAGUUAAAUCAACAAUACCACCAUCAACCACAGCCCUCACAGCAGCCGGUAGCUCCGUACCAGCAUCAGGUGUUGCAAAAUCUACAACCAUCACCUAUCUGCCAUCUGACAUGGAACGGCAACAAUCCGCAACCGGAUCCUGCUGUUUGUGGCUCGUUCUCCUCUUCAUCAUCCUUGUCGUCAUCAUCAUCUUCGUCUCCAUCGUUGUCCUCAUAUUCACCACCUGGAAUGAUCCCUUUCUAUCCCUACCAGCAUCAACAGUUAACCUCAUUGACAACCCAACAAUCACAACAUCAAUACCACCAGUUUCAAACCCCAAUGCAGCAACGGCCACCCAUGCUACAGUCAUUUCUUCCUCCUCCACCUCCUCGGUCCCGUUUCUUUCAGUAAAUCGUCACCAUCGAAAUGGCGGUAAGCGUUGUGAUCCAGGCAGAUAAAAUUUAAAAUUUAAAAAACCAGCGAACUAGUAGAUUUAUUUCGUAGACAGUAUGCGAACUAUUGAUUUUCCACAUCUUCAGUGUGCUCUAAAUUUGAUUACUGGCUUCUAGAGAGUGUAAGGUCUUAUCAAAAUUUUUUAUUUAAAACAAGCGUUUACUGAAUGUUUAUUGAAAUACCAGAUAUAAACUAAAAAAAACUAUGAUAUAAAACGAAAGCAAAAAAAAAAAACAAAUAACGCUAAAAUAUUUUCUCUCAAAAUUGACGAGAAACUUAUUUUCGGAAUCAAUUAAAAAAAGAAUACAAAUAGUUCAGUGCGUCUAGAACUGAUGUGCAAAACAACAUAAAUUAUAAAAUAAGGAACUUGGUUUAUGUAAAGUACCCGUUGCAAAAGGGUACCCAAGAUCAUAAACAUAAUUAAAUGGUAAAGAAUUGACUGCUAUGUCACUAAAUUCCAGAGAUCAUUUCGCUUUUCAUCUUCAAUGCCACCAACCACCACCACCAUUGUGUUUCUCGUGAUGAAGGAUCUAUCUAUAUUGUCCGCUUCAAGUCGUAUAUUGCGAACUGCAGCUAUGUUGAAAAUAAUUCUUCAGUCGUAUCGCCAAAGUUCAAUACUCAAAUCAAGUUUUUUGCCAAUCAAUUUUAAAAGUGUUGCUCAAUUUGUCGUUUGUUCUUUCCACUGUUUAUUAGUCUCAGGAUUGCGUUUAUUUUUCUUCAGCUUAACGCGCUGACCCCAGUCACAUUUUGCUAUGUUGUACUUAAUAACUGAUAGUCAUACGAACAUCGAAUCAGCAUUUUAACAUUCACUAAUUUCUAGUUUCAAACACCAAACUGUAAAACGGCCUUCAUCACGAUUUGUUAGAAUCCUAACUCUGACUACUACUCAUUAUCCGAAAGAAGAUGGAAAUGUACGAUCUUAUCCGCGUUUUUGUGACUUACACUUACGAUUAGAGAAUUUAUUGAUCGGUACCGUAUUGUUUGUUUCAGUAUGCAAACGAAACAAAAGUAACAAAUCUCGUAGAACUUAGUUAGACAUCCGGAAACGAAAAUAAAAACCAGAAAAAAAUGCUUUAAUAAAAAUAAUGUUCAACCACGAAUAAAAAUCGUAACAAAGAAAUAUAAAUAUUAACAAAACGAGUAGAUUUUAAACUUUAAGAAACAGAUUUAUAAGACGUGAAAAUGUGCAUACAAAACUAGAACCUGCCAUAAGCAUGGUAAACGCGUUUAGAAAGCCAACCGUGAAUGUUGAAAUUCCAUUUUAACCCGGUUAGAAGAUCAACAUUUAUUCGUUCUCCGUGGUAUGAUUUCGUUUUUUUUUAAUUUUGGUUUAAAGCUUUGUGCAUGAGACAGCUCCUGUUCUAGCUGGUACAUGCAACUUGAAAUCUGUUGUAGUUAGAAAUAUUAUUUGUAAUUCCCAUGAAAAUUUUUCUAAUAUCGACAAACUCCAAAUUAUAGAACUUGUUUUAGUGCUUAUUGAAUUUUUGUCUCCGCUAAUAUGAGUAAUAUUAAUUGAAUAUUUUCAUAUCACAGAGCGAAAAUAUAUAUUUACCUUUAAUCGUGAAACUAAUG
Molecule: messenger RNA, 3683 nt
Organism: Sabethes cyaneus
Lineage: Eukaryota; Metazoa; Arthropoda; Insecta; Diptera; Culicidae
Exons: 7
Coding region: 846-1634 (262 amino acids)
Source: RefSeq, a predicted model, not a curated record